Sabethes cyaneus is the source of this 2622-nucleotide messenger RNA. It is a transcript of the gene Ir93a, whose product is annotated as ionotropic receptor 93a. The record is from RefSeq and is a predicted model, not a curated record. Lineage: Eukaryota; Metazoa; Arthropoda; Insecta; Diptera; Culicidae. Gene Ontology annotation, cellular component: membrane. Gene Ontology annotation, molecular function: signaling receptor activity; ligand-gated monoatomic ion channel activity. The transcript is spliced from 18 exons. Gene Ontology annotation, biological process: monoatomic ion transport. Bases 1 to 2622 code for a protein of 873 amino acids.
AUGUGGAAUAAAAUUGGCUGCCUAGUUUUGCUUCUAGUGGUCUUUCGAGUGGAACCUACCCGGGGGGAUGAUUUUCCUUCACUAAUUUCAGCUAACGCUUCUAUAGCGGUUAUUCUGGAUCGUGAAUAUUUGGAUACGAUGUACGAUGAAAUGCUCAAUGGAACUAAAAAACUGUUCGAACGAAUCCUAAGGGAUAAUUUCAAGAAUGGUGGUUUGAUUGUGAAGUAUUUUUCGUGGACCAGUAUAAAUUUGAAACGAGAUUUCACUGCUGUGCUUUCGGUAUCCAACUGUGAGAAUACCUGGGAUGUGUACCGGAAUGCUGCGAAGGAAAACUUGGUUAUGAUGAGUAUUACGGACUCGGAUUGUCCUCGUCUGCCGAUGGAAAGUGCGCUUAUGAUACCGAAAGCAAUGCUUACCACCGGAAAUUUCGAAGAACUACCACAGGUUAUUAUGGAUAUGAAGACGAUGAAUGCCUUUAACUGGAAAGCGGCAGUGUUACUAUAUGAUGACAGUUUCGAUCGUGACAUUAUCGCCCGCAGUGUGCUUGCCCUGUCGAAGGACUACGAGCAGGUGCGGUCCCUAUCACUGUCGAUGUUCCGUAUCGAAAGUCACACUCACAUGUGGGAAAAGCGCAAAGCCAUACGAAAGGUUCUGAUCAACUUACCCACCCGGUACAUAGGCAACAACUUCAUUGCCAUCGUCACUACCCAAACGAUGGAACUCAUAAUGGAUAUCGCAAAGGAACUUCGAAUGGUCCACCCACAGGCCCAGUGGUUAUAUGUCGUAUCCGACACCACCGCGGAGAAGAACAACAUUUCCUCCAUCUAUCCGAUGCUUUCCGAGGGUGAUAACAUUGCUUUCGUUUAUAACAUGCGGAGAACGGAGCGAAAUUGCGAGGCUCGCACUCUGUGCUAUAUAGAGAAUAUGAUUAACUCCUUGGUACAUGGUCUAUCUAAGCUAAUCCGUGAAGAAAAAGCCGUCUACGGACAGAUUGCCGACGAAGAGUGGGAAGUGAUCCGGAUGACUAAGGUCGAGCGGAAGAACGAGAUACUUAAAGUUAUUCGAUCUGAUUUGACCGGUAAGGAUAACUGCAACGAGUGCUCCCGGUGGAAGGUUGAAUCCAGUCAAACUUGGGGUUACACGUAUCAACUUCGUCAGGAUGAUCGAGGAUCCAAUCUCGCACAGAACGCACGUAGGGAGAUCGGACUGAUAGAGGCAGGCUAUUGGACGCCCCAGGAUGGAUUCGUUAUGGAGGAUUUCCUGUUUCCGCACAUUGCUAAUGGUUUUCGCGGUCUUCAUUUGAACUUCUACAGCUAUCAUAAUCCUCCGUGGCAGUUUGUAGCCUAUAAUGAAAGUGGGCAUCCGCGUCUCACACAUGGCGUGGUUUUGGACGUUCUCGGUGAGUUGUCAAGGAUAUUGAACUUCACCUAUACGAUUACCAUCGCGCAAACUAAUUUGGAGUAUGUUGGGAAUAUGACUGACGAUGCAAACAGCACGAUGAAUAAGGACGUUCACGGAAUGACAACAGAUGUUCCUCAAGAAAUCAUUAAACAACUGGUUGAUAAUAGGAUAUUACUAGCAGCCGUUGGGGCUACGGUCAGCGAGAAGCAGAAGAAGUUCAUCACUUUUUCCAAACCAAUCAGCAUUCAAACGUACAGUUUUAUGAUUUCUCGACCAAAAGAACUAAGCAGAGUGUUUCUAUUCCUGUCACCGUUCACAGUGGAUACUUGGAUGUGCCUAGCAGCGACAAUCCUGCUGAUGGCACCCGUGUUGUACGUUAUAAAUCGGCUCAGUCCGUUCUACGAGCACAUCGGGCGGGACAACGCGAUCGGAUUGGGAAAGUUGAACAACUGCUUCUGGUACAUUUACGGUGCUUUACUGCAGCAAGGAGGUCUCUACUUGCCGUACGCCGACAGUGGUCGCAUCAUUAUAGGAACCUGGUGGUUAGUGGUGCUGGUGCUCGUGACGACGUACUGCGGCAAUCUGGUGGCCUUUCUGACAUUUCCGGAAAUUGCCAUCCCCAUCACGACGGUUUCGCAAUUGGUUAAGAAUCAGCAAGGAGUGUCGUGGAGCAUUCGGAGGGGUACCUUUCUGGAGCAGUUUCUUCGGGACACGGACGACCCAAAGUAUUUGCGUCUGCUCAACGGAGCGAACUUCAUCCUUGAAGAGUCGGAUGAAAUUGUGGAUUCGAUUCGUACUGGUCACCAUGUGCACAUCGACUGGAGAACCAAUCUCAAGUACCUGAUGAAGCGGGAGUUUCUGAAGAGUGAUCGGUGCGAUUUUGUGCUCAGCAUGGAUGAGUUCCUGGACGAACAGAUAGCGCUUGCGAUGCCGAAGAAUAGUCCUUACAUCGACGUAAUCAACAAUGAACUUACGAAAAUGCAACAGUUUGGUUUCAUGCAGCGCUGGCUGAAGAAGUAUCUGCCGACAGAUGAUAAAUGUUCGAAGGUUCGAAAGAGUUCGGAGGUGGAGAACCACACGGUCAACAAUGACGAUAUGGCAGGAUCGUAUUACGUGCUGUGUAUAGGAUUUUCCGCCGGAAUGGGUUUGUUUUUGAUAGAAUGCGCUUGGCGUUGGUACAGAAAAUCAAAAGAACAAACUCUACAACCAUUUACCGAUUGA